This is a messenger RNA of Micropterus salmoides (largemouth bass), 4018 nucleotides long. It is a transcript of the gene coq8aa, whose product is annotated as coenzyme Q8A, genome duplicate a. Gene Ontology annotation, molecular function: kinase activity. Bases 315 to 2315 code for a protein of 666 amino acids. The record is from RefSeq and is a predicted model, not a curated record. Gene Ontology annotation, biological process: ubiquinone biosynthetic process. The transcript is spliced from 17 exons. Gene Ontology annotation, cellular component: extrinsic component of mitochondrial inner membrane. Lineage: Eukaryota; Metazoa; Chordata; Actinopteri; Centrarchiformes; Centrarchidae.
AAGAACCCCUGCUGUGUGCUGAACAACAGGCAGGAGUGGGUUGCGUCAAUGCGCGGCUCUGGCUGCUCUGUGAAGUUGGUAAAUAAGGUUUGACCUCGUGGUGGAGACAUACUGGAUUAAAACGCUGCCAGCAGCAGCAGGAGGAGCAGGGCGACUAACACACAAACAAAAACAUCCUGCAAGUCUUGCUGCUAGCAAACAUUGCUCCGUGAAGCAGCUGAUAUAAAGAGUAAAAUAAAUCCAGAGUGGUUCGUUUGACCUCAUCCGACAGAGUUUGAGAGCCAAGCGAAGGCGUUGCACAACAGCUGUCCAUCAUGGCAGGCGAUAUGAUGUUACUAAUGCGAGGCUUGGCUAAGCUGAGCCAGGCGGUUGUAGAGACUCAGAGCAGCACCUUGCGCAGUGGAACAGGAGUCCCAGGAGUUGGCGCUGCAGUCCAAAGUGUCCAAUCGGCUGCUGAGCAAGGCCUCUCUACCGCUAUAAUGAAAAUGCAGGAGCUGUCUGGCCAGCAGCAGACCUCUUCAUCAGAGUCAGAAUUUGACUUCCCUCAGGAUGACGGUGCAUUCACAGCUUCAGAGUUCAGGGAGGAAGGUUCUGAUCACACAGGAAGUAGCGAUGAUGCAGGAGCCCAUCACAGCGCAGCAGCAAGAGCGAGCCAUGUCGGUGGGAAACAGUCGUUGUUUGAGGGAUACAAAGAUCCCAGCAAACAGUUUAGUGGACACACCAGGUCUUACCACCAACAUGCCAGACAUUUCAUUGGACAUCAUCGUCUUUACAACCACAGUCUGAACAGGCAUCUGUGGAGACAACUAUACUGUCAAGAUCAGGUCAGUCAGCUGAGGAGCUACCAUCAGGACCCGUCCACAGUUGGAGGGCUGACAGCCGAAGACCUUGAGAAAGCAAGACAAAGCAAGAGGGCUGAGAUCAAACCACACAAACAGAUGUUGAGUGAGAGAGCCAGAGAGAGGAAAGUGCCAGUGACUCGGCUUGGCAGAUUGGCUAACUUUGGAGGUCUGGCUGUAGGGUUGGGUAUUGGAGCGCUGGCAGAAGUUGCCAAGAAGACCAUCAGACACAAUGGUGCGGCAGGGGAAAAUAAGAAAGGCGUUCUGGACUCCAGCCCCUUCCUGUCCGAGGCCAAUGCUGAACGCAUCGUCAGUACUCUGUGUAAAGUCAGAGGUGCUGCAUUGAAACUGGGUCAGAUGCUCAGCAUUCAAGAUGAUGCAUUCAUCAACCCCCAACUCGCCAAGAUCUUUGAUCGUGUAAGACAGAGCGCUGACUUCAUGCCGAUCAAACAAAUGACGAAAGCGUUGAACAGUGACUUGGGUCCUAACUGGAGAGACAAGCUGGAAUCGUUUGAGGAGCGUCCGUUUGCGGCAGCGUCCAUUGGCCAAGUUCACCUGGCGAAGAUGAAGGAUGGCAGGGACGUGGCCAUGAAAAUACAGUACCCCGGUGUGGCUCAGAGUAUCAACAGCGAUGUCAACAACUUGAUGACGGUGCUGAAUAUAAGCAAUGCCCUGCCUGAAGGUCUGUUUCCAGAGCACCUGAUAGACGUGAUGAGAAGAGAGCUAGCACUGGAGUGCGAUUAUAUUAGAGAAGCCCAGUGUGCAAAGAAAUUCAGGGAGCUGUUGAAGGACCACCCGUUCUUCUAUGUACCAGAGGUGAUAGACGAGCUGAGCAGUAGCCAUGUCCUGACCACAGAGCUUGUCCCUGGGUUUCCCCUGGACCAGGCUGAGAGCCUCACGCAGGAGCUGAAGAACGAGAUCUGUGAGAACAUCCUGGUAUUGUGCCUCAGAGAGCUGUUUGAGUUCAGGUACAUGCAGACUGACCCAAACUGGUCCAACUUCUUCUAUGAUCCACAGACACACAGGGUGGCACUGUUGGACUUUGGAGCCACCAGAGGAUUUGAUCAGAGUUUCACAGAUGUCUACAUAGAGGUAAUCCGUUCAGCUGCUGUGGGCGACAGAGAGGGAGUUCUGAAGAAAUCUAUUGAGAUGAAGUUCCUGACUGGGUAUGAGUCAAAGACAAUGAUAAAUGCCCAUGUGGAUGCAGUGAUGAUCCUUGGUGAGGCCUUCGCCUCCACAGACACCUUCGAGUUUGGCUCCCAGUCCACCACCGAGAGAAUCCACAACCUCAUCCCUGUGAUGCUCAAACACCGGCUCACCCCACCUCCCGAGGAGACGUACUCGCUCCACCGUAAGAUGGGCGGCUCGUUUCUUAUCUGCUCCCGGCUGAAUGCGAAGCUCCUGUGUAAGGACAUGUUCCAUACAGCCUAUCAGAAGUACUGGGAAGGCCGCACACCGCCCUCCCACUCAGCCUAAGCCAGUCCCAAGUGUCAGGCAAUUUGAUGGACAGUUCCUGGGGCCAAAGGCAAAGUGCAAGUCAAUGGUGAGGUUGCGGUGAAGACGCGGAACUGCUGAGCUGAUGCCAUGUUACCCGCCCUCAACUGAUCAUCGAGCACCAGCUUAUCUUUCCCAUUUUGGGCAAACCGCUGAUGAGUUUUCUGAAAAGCACUAACACAUACUUGCAGCUGUCAUUUCUUAGUUUGAGAGGAGGCAGCAACAUGGCAUCUGGAGUGCUUUAAGGCCGAAGUCUAUAUAUGGCCCUGAGAGGACAGACUGUGAAGAGGUGGGGGGUGGAUGGAAGGAGGGAAACAAACAGCCUUGCGUACAGUAGUUCCGGGGUAAAAUGAAUGUAAAAAGUUUGAAAUUUUUUCUCUGAUGUUUCCAAGAUGAUUCUUGCAUUUUUGUGUGUUUUUGCAUUGCUGUGUUUUGUUGAACUUUGGUAAAAUAUCAUACCAGCUGUCCAGUUUUCCAUCUGCCAGAAACAUAAUGGAUGAAAACAUGAAACAUUGAUUGAAUUAACAAAGAGGACUGAACUCUAGUUGGAAAUGUAAACCAACAGUCAGAAAAAAAUGGGGUUAAUACAGUAUAUUGGUAGUCACAGUAUUGACCAGGACCAAUGUCUGGGUCACAAAUAUUUCUGUUUCUAUUGCUUUUGAUUAGAUUGUCUAGAUAUGGGUUAUAAGCAUUGGUCAAAAUGUAGACAGCAAAAUAAAUGUUCAAGUUUUGAUAAGAACAUUUGUUAGAGACAGAUUCAGUGUUAAAGUCACAAUUUUGCCAAGUGAUCAAGUUUAUAUUAAUCUAGCCAUUUGUAGAAAAUGUGACAAACUGGAAUUUGUCAACAUUCACACACGGUUGGACUUUAAACUCAUGUAUGUGUAGUGUGCUUUCUGUAUCAGUGUAGCCACCCAGAUUUCAAUGGCUAUAGCUUUCAAACUACCUUUUUCAAGUGACAAUUAACAUGGCAUUCAGCAUCAAUAUGUGUUAAUGAACCUUGGGUUGAAGCAUGAUUUUACAUGAUUUUAGUUUGUGAUUUUCAAACUAUCCAUAUGGGUGAGAUUUAGCUCACGAAUUCCAGGUGAUUACUAACAAAUGUUGGCAUUGUGAAUUUGUGCAUUUGUAGUACCAAAGCAUGAUUUUUCUCUAUUCAACUGUUAGUAGGAGGUUGUCAAAACUUACAGAAAUGAAAGCCUAUGGAUCCACGUUGCUCACUGUCAAAGGAUGAGGUCUGACAGAAAGACUGAGCACACACCACAUCAACACAGGGCUUGUGCUCAGUUAUGAAUGUUAAUGAAUUACCUGGAUUGAAGAAGCUCAUCCUGAUACCGCACAAGGUCGGCCCACAGGCUCACCUUGCUUCCUCGAGUUAGGUUAUCUCUCCAAGCGCUUCUCGGAUCCUCCCUCACCUGGCUGUUGAGUAACUGAAAGUUCUCACCGCUCUGCUGUGUGAAUACUGUUAUGACGUUCUCUGGCGUGAAGCUGAGAAAUGAGUAUGGGGACUAAAAAACAAGGUGCCUGUAGUUUCCAGUGGGAGUUUUUUUUUGCUAGAAAUCUCAACUUUAUAUUUCAUAUCAAGACUUGGCAAAAAAGAUGGUUUCAAUUAAUGUAAUUGAAAUGCGUUCUUUACUGAAUGUUGUGAUAAAGACAUUGUAUGAAACGAGUAAAUGUUUGAUUAUACUUGU